AUGACCAGCGCUAAACCAAGAGAUUACAAGGCAUGGUAUUAAAUUCAUGGGCAUUGAGGACAAUGCAAGAAGUUGUUUUUAUUUGUGGUGUUAUCAGUCCAUAGAGGAUAGACUGUUCCCCACUCCUUGACUCUUGAGAUCAUAGGAGGAUGGAAUGCAAAGCUGCAGGGACACAGCUGCUUCACCAUGGUGAUCACCACGGCCUGUAGAGGAGUCCCGGCUUCUGGAGCACCUCCUGCCACUCUUCUCCAGUGCCCAUGGUGUCUCCACAUUGCUUCCCUCACGUGUUCUCACCUCUUUGUCUUCUCUGACUGGGAACAAACUGUGCCUGCCUCACUGCUGUUUUUCAUUUUCUUCUUAAAUACGUUAAAAGAGGAGUUAGCCACAACUCCCAUUGUCCCAGCAACAUGUCCAACUUCUGAGCCAUCAGGGAUUGGCUGUGCUGGACAUGGUAGAAGCUUCCAGCAGCGUCUCAUAGCAGCCACUUCUGCGGGGCCCUCACUAUCAAAAACCAAGCCCUGCAAAACCACAGCAGUCCCCAAGGCCGGGUCUGCUCCAGGCCCAUUCCCGCCUGCCCUACUGGGCUUGGGGUGCCGGGACCGCCCUUGGUGACACGGGCGCUCUGUGUCGGGGCCCUUUGUGACACGGGACAUGGUGGUGGCCAGGGAGCCUUGUGACAUCAGAGAGCCCCGCCAUGGCUGAGGCUUUCUAGGGGCACCGCAGGGCCCGCGGUGCUCAGUCCCGGGAGAGCCACGUUGGCAGGAGGGAGCAACUCCCGGGAUCCAUCAGAGGCAGAGGCCCAGUGCGACGGAUGAGGACAAAGCCGCCAAAGGCAGCCCCGAGUCCCGGUGCCCCGGCCCCGUGCCCAGCUGGCCCCACGCCCAGGCCCUCAGCGGGCAUGGAUGCUGCCUCCAGCACUGGGAACAAAGGCUUGAGCCCAGUGAUGGAGGAGGAGCCCCGGCCUUGUUCCCUGGGGGGGCCUGGCUGCCCUGGCCCCGUGGGCACAGCGGUGGCAGCAGAGGCAGCUGCAGCCCCGGCCAUUGCCUGUCCUGCCCCCGGCAGUCACCUGAGGGCCGAGCCGCCUGCUGCUGCCCUGGCCGGAGCUGCUGGGCAGGAGGAGCCGCCCGAGCCUCUGGCUGUACAGCAGGAGGUAAAGGCACUGCAGUCUUCUGUGGCCAGCAAGGAGCUGCCAUUAGCAGCGACGCAGAGCCUCGUCCCUGGCCCCCAGCGGCCCCCAGGCUGCAGCCCAGCAGUGCGGCACUUGGCUCGGCGCCUCAGCAGCACGGCCGUGUGCCAGGCCCUGCUGCACCUGGAGCAAUGGACGGACGUGGAAACGGGUGAAGCAGCCACAUCGGAAAGGCAGCAGAGCCCCCUCAGCGUCUCGCCCGCCCAGCUGGGAGCCCGCAGUGAGCGGCAGGAGGGGCCAGCGGAGCGGUGGGUGGGGUCUGAGCAAGGCAGCUCCGAGGACUCGGACUGGGACGUUUCCUGGGACGACACCAGCGACGAAGACAUGUCCCAGGAGGAGUAUGCCUCAAACAUGGAGCUGUCCCCUGGGGUCGAGCACGGAGCCCCAGAUCGGGUCCCGAGGGAAGAGGACAUGACCUCCAGCACUUGGAGCAGCGCCUUAAACGCAGAGACAGAGGACGAGGACGAGAACGAGGACAAGGACGAUGACGAUGACGAUGACGAUGACGAUGACGAUGACGAGGACAAGGACGAGGACGAGGACGAGGACGAUGAAGUUGACAGUGACAAUGACAUGGAUAAAGUUAAAGACGAAGACGAGGAGGAGGAGGAGGAGCCCCAGCAUUGUUUCCCAGAGUGGCUUGCCUCCCUCAUCCCCGUGGGCACAGCGGUGGCAGCAGAGGCAGCGCCUCUCCUGCCCAGAGCCUCUCUGGCCCCACAGAGUCCCACAGAGGCCAAGCCGGCAGCUGCUGCCCCGAGCGGAGCUGCUGGGAAGGAGGAGCCCCCCGAGGCUCUGGCUGCCCCGCAGGAGGCCCAGCUUCAGCAGCUGGAGAAGCAAGGUGGCCUGGAGGAGGCUGCAGGAGCAGCAGUGGCAGCAAGAGCCCAAAGGGAGCAGAGCCUCGUGCCUAGGAAAUCCCACAUGGGGGAAGAACUUAGGCAGCAGGAAGGUGUGCAGGAGGAAGAGCUGUCACAGGGAGGAAGGAACAACCCCCAAGGAGGGUCCCAGGGGCAAGAGUGUGCAGAACUGUCCCAGGAAGUGUCAGCCUGGGAAGGGUGCACGGAUGAAGAGAUGUGCCAUGGAGAAAUGAACAGCUCCCAGGAACACUCAGAGCAGGAAGAAUACCUGGAGAAAGGGCUGCUCCAGGAGCUCUCGGCCUGGCAGGAAAACAUCGGGCAGGAGCUGUCCCAGAGCGACGUCAAGAGCUGGGAGGAAGUCUCCUACUGGGAAGGACACAAUUGCCAAGCCCAUUCCCAAGAGGAAGCGUCCUUUGGCCAGGACGUGUCCCGGGGGAACAAGCAGGGACCCUCUGCGCACUCCAGCUGCGAGGACGGCAGCGACCCAGAGGUCGCGCAGGAGCCCUGGGAAGUCGGGUCCAACUCCCGUGCCUGGAUGAGGGCAUUGGCCGCAGAGCAGGACGAAUGGGACAAGCUGAGUGUCUUGGAGCUGCCCCUGGAAGAAGACCACCAAGAGAAAUGGAGAGUUUUUGCGGAAGAGGGCCUCCCGGUACCAGUCCCUCGUGAGGCCUGGGUUGUGGACCAGGCACCAGAGCCCUGCAGCCCAGAGCCGCUCUGUGCCUUUCCUGCCUCCCUGCAUGGCCAAGCCCCCGUGGGACACGCGGCUUCUCCCACCCGGGCCCUCCACGGGCAGCCGUGUGCCCCCAGGAAACGUGCCUCCCGCUUCAGGCGGGUGCUGCAGGCUCUGCGGGGGCUGUUCCGGUUCCGCUGCCUGGCACCACCGCCUGAGGAGUAGCACGGACACGGCAACGACAGCAGCCAUUGUCCCCGAGCUGGCCUCCCUGCGGGGCAGCGGAACCAAUGAGACUCGGAACGAUGGGAUCGGGGAACCAGCGGGAAAGGGAACAGGAGCACGGAAAAGACGGAGGUGGCAAAGAGAUGAUGAAGGUGACUAUGAAGGCAAUGACGAAGGUCAAGGCAGGGCAAAGAAGACAACUUGGAUAAUGAGGUAGACGGUGAUGGAGAAGGUGAUGACGAAGAACUAAACAACCGAGACAAGAUGAAGAAGAAUUUCUUAAGGAUACAUAGGAGAAUAAGAGUAGUGAUAGGAAUAAGAAUUUAGCAUUUUGCGUAGAAGAAGAAAAGGAAGGGGAAUACAAAUUUUAAAAUCCAUAGACAAAGAGGAAUAAGAAUUUAUAAAGCUAUACAAGAAAAAUAGUAAUAAUAAUUUUAGAAUUCCUAGGAGAAGAGUAGUAAUAAUAGGAAUUUUAAAACCUGUAGGAGAAGAGGAAUACAAAUAAGUCAAAUGUGAAAAUAGCUAGAAGAAGGGGCAGAAUACUGAGGAUAAGGAGAAUAAGAAGAUUGAUUUAGAAUUCCAUCAAUGGAGAGAAUAAUAUUUAUUAGUAAAUAAGGAAAUAAGAAAAAAUUAUCAAAUCAUUUCUAUUUCCCAAUAAAAUUUUUGAGACAC
Molecule: messenger RNA, 3607 nt
Organism: Oenanthe melanoleuca
Lineage: Eukaryota; Metazoa; Chordata; Aves; Passeriformes; Muscicapidae
Product: dentin matrix acidic phosphoprotein 1-like
Exons: 2
Coding region: 812-2935 (707 amino acids)
Source: RefSeq, a predicted model, not a curated record